Molecule: messenger RNA, 414 nt
Organism: Amphimedon queenslandica
Lineage: Eukaryota; Metazoa; Porifera; Demospongiae; Haplosclerida; Niphatidae
Product: protein unc-93 homolog A-like
Exons: 2
Coding region: 41-319 (92 amino acids)
Source: RefSeq, a predicted model, not a curated record
UUGGGAGAGAGUGCCCAGUUUCCCGGCAGUUUUUCUGGGAAUGAUUGUAUGGGGAACGUGUGAUGGAAUCUGGAACUCUGUACCUCCAAGUCUAACUGGUUCAUUGUUUCCUCAUAAACAGGAAGCUGCCUUCAGUGCACUGAGAAUGGGGCUUGGUGUUGGUUUUAUCAUCGGGUUUGUGUCAGCUUUGUUUCUAAACAUUGAGGUUCAGUAUUACAUUGGGAUAGCAUUUUUAUUCAUCAUCAUAAUCACUGCAUCAAUUCUGUUCUUCACUACUCAGACAAAAGAGCAACUGUGUCCAUGCUGUGUAUCAAAAUAAUUUAUUUUGUUAGAAUCUAUUACAGUUUUCAUCAGGUUAUUCUUUAAUUAUCAUUAAGUUAUUAUCAUUCAAUUGUCAUCUGGUAUAAAUUGACU